Messenger RNA from Nicotiana tabacum (common tobacco), 642 nucleotides. RefSeq lists its product as uncharacterized. Gene Ontology annotation, biological process: protein histidyl modification to diphthamide. The record is from RefSeq and is a predicted model, not a curated record. Gene Ontology annotation, molecular function: metal ion binding. Lineage: Eukaryota; Viridiplantae; Streptophyta; Magnoliopsida; Solanales; Solanaceae. Gene Ontology annotation, cellular component: cytosol.
GUUGUUAUCAUAGAUCUGUUGCUUCUUCUGGCUGCAAUAAUUGGAAACCACAUUACAGUAAUCAUGCUUCUGUUGGCUGCUAAACAGAGUGCCAUGAUUUCGAGCAGCAACUUCAUUCAUAAGACUCACUAUGAGAUCCUAGGUGUGAAGGAGGAUGCAGAUUUUGAAGAAAUCCGUAAAGCCUAUCGGUCAGCCAUACUUUGUUUUCAUCCAGACAAGCAGCAAAAGCCAUCAGAAACAUCCAAUUCUAAGUGUCUGACAGAAAACAAAUUUUUGGAGAUACAGAGAGCUUGGGAAACCCUUGGCAACCCGAGGUCACGUGCACUUUAUGACGGUGAAUUGCUAGCUUUGAGACAGGACGUAGCAAUUGCUGAAUAUGUUAGCUUAGAGGACCUUACAAUUCAAGAUUCUGGUGAUGUUAUAGAGCUUUCUUAUCCUUGUAGAUGUGGUGACCACUACUUUAUUGAUUCUUUAGAAUUGGCUGACACGGGUUGUUCAAUAUCAAUAGAAGGGUGUACAGUCUUUUUGCUGACCUCUAAAUCUUUGCCAGCAUUUAUUGUGCUUCCUUGUGGAUCUUGCUCACUUAAAGUUCGCCUACUGAUUAAUGGCGAUACUAGGCUUCACAGAGAUGUUCACUUGUAA